AUGUCAGCGCCCUUCCUCUUCUUCGCCUGCCUCCUAGCAGUCUGCCUCCCAAUCAUCUCGGUACAGCUCCCCCGCCACCUGCUCCUUAAGAAGCCGCGCUCAACCAAGCCUCCAGAAGCACGACCCGCGAUCCUUCGAUUCAGAGCGCUACGAGAGACCACGACGCCAGUACGUGCGCGAUCGCGCUUCGGAGCGGACGCGAGUGAGGAUCAGGGAGCCGCGACGAGCGAACCGAUGAGUACGGUGACGAGGAAGCCGUGGGAGAGGCCGUUUCCUGUGCAGAAAGAAGGGGAGGGGAGUGUUUUACCGGGAAGUUUGACGCCUAGAAGGAAGACGGGUAGGGAGUUGGAGGAGAAGGGGGGCGCGAGACGAUUGUUCCCCGCGGAUAUACCUGCAACAGAGAAGGAGACUGGAGAGAUGCCGGUGGAAGCUGCGUUUAUGUCGCCUAAUGCGCCUCCGGUGCAGUCUGUUCUGUCAUCUGUGUCGAAGAAGAAGAAUCCACAAGCGGGCAUGUCAGUAUUGAAGAUUGGCAUUGCUGCGAUGGCUUUUGUAUUGUUUGUAUUUGGCUUUGCGAUAUUGAUUGCGCAUUGUUUGGCGUGGUUCAUCGUGUACAAAACGGAGGUCAGGUUGGGAGAGGCAAAGACAGGGGUGCUAAAGGGAGGGGAGAUGAGGAUGUGUUUGUGCGCGCGUUGA
Messenger RNA from Dothidotthia symphoricarpi CBS 119687, 693 nucleotides. RefSeq lists its product as uncharacterized. Bases 1 to 693 code for a protein of 230 amino acids. The transcript has a single exon. The record is from RefSeq and is a predicted model, not a curated record. NCBI's taxonomy places the organism in Eukaryota, Fungi, Ascomycota, Dothideomycetes, Pleosporales, Dothidotthiaceae.